AUGUAAGUAUUAAUUCAUGCUUUAUCUCAUUAUCCUGACCCUUUAAAGAGAUCUAAUGAAAUUAAAUCUUCAAUUGCUGAGGCUUUGGAGUAAAUAAAGUUUUUUGCUGAAUUCCUAAGGGGUGAAAAAAUAAAACAAAAUGCUCGCCAUUUACUUUUAGAAUUUUCUAAUUAUUUAUCCUUGGAAACUUUCAAAAGUGGGGAAAUAAUUUGUCGAGAGGGUGAUAAAGGAGACAAGUAUAUUAUUUUGUUAAUAUUUAGAUUUUAUAUUAUACUUCAAGGCAAUGUUAGUGUUUACAGAAAAAAUGUUAAUUCAAGUUAUGAACCGAAUUCUGUAUUGUCAGAAUAAAUCUUUAUGGACUAAAAUGUAAAGAUUGGUCACCUAAAAGAAGGUGAAACUUUUGGUGAAUUGGCUCUCUCAUUAAAUAAGCCUCGUUUUGCUACUAUUAAAGCACAAUCAACAGUUAUUCUUUGUAGUCUCAGCAAGGAUAAUUAUGCUAAAAUGACUAAUGUAAUUUAUUUACUUCAAAAAUAGUACAUGUAAAGAGAAUUGAAUUUGAAGACAAAUGCUUUGGCUACUUUAUUUCCUAAAUUAUCCCAAAAUUCUUUGAUUCGUCUUGCUUAUCUUUUGUAAAUUCAAAUCUUCCCUAAAAACCAUUGCAUUUAUAAAUAGGGAGAAAUUGCUUCUGGGUUCUACAUUCUUUCAGAUGGAGAAGUCAAAUUAGAAUAAAUUUCCAAAAAUUCUACUUAAAUAUAUAUACCAAUAAUGGUUUUAACUCCAGGUAGUCUUUUUGGCGUAUAAAAUGUCUUAAAGAAUUAACCAUAUGAUAACCAAGCCAUCUGCCUAACUUAAAAGGUUACUGUGUACAAAUUUACAUGUGAAUCUUUUGAAUAACUUGGAGACGAUUAUAGUAAGAAAGCUUUACAGGCAGCUGAAAGGACUUGCAGAAGAGAGCCGAAAAUAUAAAGUUUAUAAUUGGUUUACUAGCCUGAAAUGAGUAAUUAUAUUUUAUGAUUUUUUGAAAUUAGCAUUAGAGCACUUGAUGAAUAGGAUAAAUAAAAUCCAAAAAAAUAACGAAUUAUAAAAUCUAGUGGAAAACAAUAGGAGAAUUGUAGAAAGUUAAGAUCAAACAUUAUCUAAAAUUAGAUUACUUUUAGAAAUCCCUUUUUUACUGAUUUAGAUGCUGAAAAUUUCAAAUAGAUAAAAAAGAUAUCAAUUGAACAGAUCAAACAAGCUGAUGUUAAGAAGUAUUACAUUUAUAAUACUUAACACUUAGAUACAAUUAACAAUUUGCAAUUUAAAACUACUUUGAACCUAUUGAAUUAGCUCCAAUCUUAGAUUCAAUAAAAAGAUAGAAGAAUGCAAAAUGCUUAAGUUUUGCUUCAAUAAGAGAAAACACAGCAAAUUAAACUUCUAUGUACUCAUAUCCAGCAAGUGGAUACAACACUGCAAGAGUAUUAACAUUACCCUCCCCCAGUCAUACUAGACAUACAUCUCACUCAAAAAAAAGUAGAUUUUGA
This is a messenger RNA of Paramecium octaurelia, 1520 nucleotides long. NCBI's taxonomy places the organism in Eukaryota, Ciliophora, Oligohymenophorea, Peniculida, Parameciidae. The record is from the annotation of a GenBank genome assembly.